CUGCCAUGGCCCGGGGCUGCGCAGAUAUGUGCUCUGGGUCUCAGUGGAGGUGGAAACUCUCUGUUUUCUUUUCCUGAAAAUCCUAGCCUGGCUGCAGAGACAACUUUCUUUCCACUCCUCUGCAAGAAGUGAUAGAGAAAAUAAGUGCCAUGUACACUUUCCUGCCUGAAAACUUCACACCGGUGAAGCAGAAGCCAUCGAAGGAGUUGAGGCCCAUGCUGGGGGCCGUCACGCUGGGCCUCAUCCUGUUCAUCGCCGCGGUGGUGGCCUGGUGCUACUACACGGUGUCCCUGCGGAAGGCAGAGCAGCUCAAGACGGAGCUGAUGGACCUGCGGGCAGAUGGCUUCGUCAUCAGGAACCAGCACGGGGAGGUGGUGUUCAGGCUGGCGUUCCGCUCGGGGAGCCUGGACCUGGAGUCGUGCUCCAAGGAGGGUGAGAUCCUGAGCUGCACGCGGUCGAACCGGGGGCCGCUCAACUUCUUCAUCCAGACGGUGAAGCCCAAGGACACGGUGAUGUGCUACCGCGUGCGCUGGGAGGAGCUGGCGGCUGGCCCGGCGGUGGAGCACACCAUGUUCUGGGAGGACGCCCACUGGUACGGGGGCUCGGAGAUGAGCACCCAGCACUGGCCCAUCCGCCUGGCGGGCUACCAGGAGCCCGUGCCCUAUGUCACCAGCGACGUCUACUCUUUCCGCGACAGCUUCGGGGGCAUCCUGGAGCGCUACUGGCUCUCCUCCAAGGCGGCGGCCAUCAAGAUCAACGACUCGGUGCCCUUCCACCUGGGCUUCAACGCCACCGAGCGCUCCCUCUUCUUCCAGGCCCGCUACAAGGACUCUCCCUACAAGCCCCCGCCGGGGCAGCAGCCCUUCCCUGAGCUGAGCUACCGGGUGUGCGUGGGCUCCGACGUCACCUCCAUCCACAAGUACAUGGUGCGCAGGUACUUCAACAAGCCCUCCAAGAUCCCUGCUGAGAACGCCUUCCGAUACCCUAUCUGGUCCACAUGGGCCCUCUACAAAAACGAUAUUGAUCAGGAUAAAGUUCUACAUUUUGCAAGAAACAUUAAGAAAUACCGUUUCAACUGCAGCCACAUUGAAAUUGAUGACAUGUACACACAGGCCUAUGGGGACUUUGACUUUGACCCUGUCAAGUUCCCCAAUGUAACUGAGAUGUUUGCAAAACUGAGGGAAGAUGGGUUUAAGGUCACUCUGUGGACCCACCCUUUCAUAAACUAUAAUUCCUCAAAUUUUGGUGUGGGGAUUGAGCGUCAGCUCUUCAUCAAAGAGCCCUCGGGGCGGCUGCCAGCCAUGGUGGAGUGGUGGAAUGGCAUUGGGGCCAUCCUGGACUUUACCAACCCAGCAGCCCGGGACUGGUUCCAGAGUCACCUGCGCCAGCUCCGUCACAAGUACGGUAUCUCCUCCUUCAAAUUUGAUGCAGGUGAGACCAGCUACCUGCCCAAGCAGUUCAGCACCUUCCGGCCUCUCUCCGACCCCAGCAUCUGGUCCCGGCGCUACACCGAGAUGGCCAUCCCCUUCUACGAGCUGGCUGAGGUACGGGUGGGCUACCAGUCACAAAACAUCUCCUGCUUCUUCCGCAUCAUUGACCGCGACUCUGUGUGGGGCUACGAGCUUGGCCUCAAGUCUCUCAUUCCUACAGUGCUCACCAUCAGCAUGCUGGGCUAUCCAUUUGUAUUGCCAGACAUGAUUGGAGGAAACUUCCUCCCCAACAAGACGGACGGAGCAGUUGAGAUCCCGGACCGGGAGCUGUACAUCCGAUGGCUGGAGCUGUCAGCCUUCAUGCCCUCCAUGCAGUUCUCCAUCCCACCGUGGCUCUACGACAAGGAAGUGGUGGAGAUCGCGCAGAAGUUCACGGAGCUCCACGAGUCGCUGGUGGCCCCGCUGCUGCUGGAGCUGGCCGGGGAGGUGACCGACACGGGAGACCCCAUCAUCCGGCCCAUCUGGUGGAUCUCGCCCCGCGACGAGGCCACGCACCGCAUCGACUCGCAGUUCCUCAUUGGGGACACCCUCAUGGUGGCUCCCGUGCUGGAGAUGGGCAAGCAGGAGCGCGACGUCUACCUGCCAGCGGGCAAAUGGCGCAGCUACAAGGGGGAACUCUUUGAGAAGACACCAGUGCUGCUCACGGACUAUCCCGUCGACCUGGACGAGGUCGCCUAUUUCCUCUGGGUUUCCUAACCUGCUCCUGCAUCUGCUUUAGGAAAACCAUGCCUUAUGCUACAACUUUUUAACAAAUAAUAAUUCUAAUUGCACAUUUCAUUUGGGACUGGGAUUGUGGAAGUGUAUUAAAUAGACUUCGUUCUCCUUGGGGAUUUUUUGUUGUUGUUUUUUGAGGAAGGUAGUCUAUCUAUUUUUUUAUUUGGUGCAGGUGGGAGGCAGCAGUUGGGUUGUAAUAGGCAGAAUUUUCUCUUUAGUUGUGAAGACUGAGUUGUCAUGCAGUCAAACCUAAUAUCUUUUUGGUUCCCUAGGAUUUUUGGAGGUGAGAUUUGGUUAGUGCCUUGUGGGAGCAUUUCUUGUCCCAUGGGAGCAUUCAGCACUCGCUUGGGGGUGUGUGAUGUGGGAGGGUUGCUACAGCACAGCCUGCCUUAAGUUUUCUAAUAUGGCAAGUAUAUUUAAAAAGACUUUUUUAAGAGCAGCCAACAAACUAGAUUAUAUAGAGAUAUAUACACAGAUUUAUUUCCCCCCCCAGAUGAGCUUUCAGAUUUGUUGCUGGCAGAGGGACUGCUUGAAGCCAAUCUCUAAGGGUCUGUGUGCCGCUUCCUAGGGAACAGCAGGUUCUUGCAACGGCACAAGUCACGGAUGUAAUGUUUGCUGCUAGCCAGCUUGCUGGUGGGUGAAAAGCACCAGCUUUUGCAUUGAUGGUUUUGUGCCAGUGGGUGUUCUUGCUUCACCCAAGAAAAUGUUCUCAUGUAGCAUGAAAUUAAACUAAUAUCUAUCUCCGUUUUGGGUUGGAAUUAGAGAAAUGAUGAUGUUCUGUAGAGCUUUUCUGAAGCAGCCCUUCUCUUCUUCAUGAUGCAGGGGACUUCUUCUGCUUUUGGGCUUGUUGUCGGAGGUUUCUGGAGUGGACGUGGGGUGACGUGUUCCUGUGCCCGCAGUCCCCAGCACUAGGAUGGGUGAGACUUCGACUCAUGUCCCUCCCAUUGCCUGUGUGGGGAUUUUCUCAGCAUUUCUCCCUCCUCCUUUUUCAGGAUGCUUUUCCAGCUUUCCCAUUUGGUUUUGAUCAGGAAGAUGCACUUACAGAGACACAGGCAACCUCCACUCUAAGCAACCACAAACAGGGUUGCAGUCUGCCAGCCCUGUUCCCUGGGGCAGGACUUUCCCAGCUGUGCCCUGGCUGCUGGCAUCUCUCAGCCCAUUCAUUUUUAACAUGCCUGCUCGGAACUGAGCCACAUUGUCUGGGAAGGCAAGGGGCAAGAGCACAGCAGCUGCAGAUCUUCUUAUGGGAUUGCAUCCAGAAGUGAAUCCACUACCCAGGGAGAUGAAGCAGCUUUUUGGGUAGAGUUGGAUACCAGUGAUGGUCAUUCUCUAAGGCCAACUGUGUCUGGGUUUGCAGGAGGCAGAAAAGGAGAUGCACCUAUAGGUUGUGAUAGUGUCCACAAGUGGAAACUCAGGUGUUUGGGGCAAUAUCUAAAGUGUUUUUAUAGUUAGGAAGGAAGUGAGAAUGUUCAGUGUGAUGGAUGCUGUCCUUGGAGAUCUUCAGAAGCUGUCUGGAUAUGGUCCUGGGCAACCUGCUCGAGGUGACCCCUCCAUGAGGCCUCCAGAGGUCCCUUCCAACCUCAGCCAUUUUGUGAUUCUAUGCCUCUUUGGAAACAACCUGAUGUCUAAUUGGAUCUGCUCUGUAUAAUUUUGUGUUUUAGCCUCAAAAUCAGUCUCGAGGGAGUCCUCAGGUCCAGCAGGAGCACAGGCAGGUUCCAAGCUCAGCCUCUAAGCCUGUUUCUUGUAGCUUUUAGCUGUGGAGGGCUCAGGUUUUCUCUCUGGCCCCAGUACAAGUAACAGUGGCUUUCCAGGCUACAAACACACUCUGACAAGGUUUAGCCUUCCUAGAAGAAUCCCUUUACUGUGAAAAUGAUGGCAGGAACUGCAUGAGUGCCUUGGUCCCCUCUUAGAAGUCAGUAAAAUCUAUUCUACUUUGCGUGGGAGCAGAUGGGGAGAUCUCAUGUCCACUGCUUCCAUCCCUCAGCUCAGGUGAAUCAGGUGCCAGCUGCAGAUGGAGGCAGAGGCUGGUGCUGCAGCUGGACUUCAUGGAUUGUGGUGGCAGACUGGCUGUCAGACUGGAUUGUCGUGAGUUAGCCACACGACACAGAGUUCUCUUGCCAGGAAGAUUUCUUUAUUGCCAUAUAAUGAUCAUGGUCGUGAUGUAUGUCUCUAUUUCUACUUUCUAAAGCAAGCCUUUUAUAUUCUAACACGUGUACUCAAUACAUUUCCACUAACAAUCCAGUGGCUAGAAAGCAAGCAAAUUCCAUAACAAGUCUUCAUAGUCAGCAGAAAGUUUAUCUUAUGGCUAGGUACAAAACACCCCUCGACCCUCUAUCUCCUUUUCACAGCCUCAUUAUCAACAAAUCGAGACUCGACGAGGCCAAGCUGACCUCUCCAUCUGCCACAUGGGAUCUUAAAGUCCUCUGUGGCUGCACUCCAGCAGCUUUGUGCCAGAAAAGUACCAAAAUUCAAUAGGGCUCUGUCAGGAGGGAAAAUCUCCAUUAGACACACCGUCUUCCUUCCCCUUCCCUCAAAAGAAAGAGUUUUAUUGUCAAAGGUGUUUAUUAACUAGUUGUGAAUGAGUAAGAUUAUAGAGUAACUUUAUUUUUCUAAAUGCUGUGGUUAGGACAGAUGUGGUCAUGGCCAUUCAGUGCUCCAGCUAGUAGGAGGGGGAAGCUGGGAGGAGAGCAGGGAUGAAGCCCUGGAGUAAGGGCUCAUCUGACUGUCAUUCCCUGGAUCCAUGGCACCAAGCCUUUUUGGGGACAGGCUCAGCAAUGCUCCCUCAAGCUAUCUCAUAAGCUCCUGGAUGCUGUCUCCAUCAAACUUUUUACCAAAACCACUAACACUAUGCUGCAACCCAGGUCGAGCAUCCCUAAGACUUUGCAGAUCACAAGCUUUCUGUGCAUGGACAUUUUGGGAACCAAUACCCAGGGAGGUUUCUCUGGGCUACACACUGGGUCACUGUCCAAAACCAGGUUAACUCAGCCAAGGAAAAGCCUCAAAACAGGUGAUGGGGAUUGGUUCAGUCAGCACUAGCAGGUGGUGAUGAGCAGCAGGUCAGCAUGAUGCCCAUGGGAUUGGGUUUUGAAGCUUAUUUUCUCAUGUGUCAGCUUUAGUGGGUGGUUGGAUUUCACAUGCUUUCCUGAGUUGGACUGCAGUGCUGGUGGGAUCAUUUUUAACCACUUUUCUUAUUCUAAUUGUUAUGAAAACAGAGCUGUAACUUGAAUUGUCUUGAUUGAUAAAAAACUUUGGAAAACAAAACGA
Meleagris gallopavo (turkey) is the source of this 5468-nucleotide messenger RNA. RefSeq names its product myogenesis regulating glycosidase (gene MYORG). The record is from RefSeq and is a predicted model, not a curated record. Gene Ontology annotation, molecular function: hydrolase activity, hydrolyzing O-glycosyl compounds. Gene Ontology annotation, biological process: carbohydrate metabolic process; skeletal muscle fiber development. Lineage: Eukaryota; Metazoa; Chordata; Aves; Galliformes; Phasianidae.